Messenger RNA from Dentiscutata erythropus, 257 nucleotides. Lineage: Eukaryota; Fungi; Glomeromycota; Glomeromycetes; Diversisporales; Gigasporaceae. The record is from the annotation of a GenBank genome assembly.
GAGAUCAACUCACUCCAUCAAGCAUUAUCCUAUGUUUCUCCACGUGUCAUAUACCACCGGAUGCAAGUAUUGAGAAAUCUGAUAUCUGCCACGAAAAGGAAGAAGAUCAACUCACUCCAACAAGCUUUAUCCUAUGUUCCUCCACCCGCCAUAUAUCUAUCGGAUGCAAGUGUUUCCAUGAGUGUAACACUUGUAAAUGGUGUUUGGCCGCCCACAAGAGUAAAGCGUUAGAGGCUGAAGGUCCUCAUCGAACCUGA